UAAUAAUUAAAAACUGAGUCUGAAAACAUUUCAAAAAAGUAUUAUGAAAUAUAGUAUAUUAAUUAAUUUCUAUUUCAUGUCACCGUUUAAAUUUUCAUCCGGUAAUAAUAAUAGUAAAUUCCACGCAAAAUAUUAUUUAUACACGGUCCAGUCACCGAUCGCAAUAAUGUAACGUAUAUAAAUUAAAUAUUUUACAAUAACAAUUUUUAGACAAACCAUAAAUAUUGCCGGUUGUGAUAUCAUGAAUAGUUUUUUUUUUUUUAUAAAAUAUUUUUUACUUGCACACAUUAGCGUUAUUAGUCCACUUCGAUUACUAUAGUGUCUAUUGAUUUCAAUUAAAUAUUGUUGUUGGUAUUUGGAAAAUGAGUCCUGAAAAAAAAGCAUGGAUUAAACCUUUUUUCCAAGAAAAAAACACAGUUAUACCCAAACCAACUGUUGCCAAGAAAGCUAAAACCGGCGUAAAUGCUAAAAGACAAUGUUCGAAAAAAAACGUUUGUAAGUCCACCUGGUGUGAAAAAUAUGCUCCGCAGACAAUUGGUAAUUUAGCCGUGCACUCUGGUAAAAUUAAAGAAGUAAAACAGUGGUUUGAUAGCGUAAAAAAUUCAGUUUGUAAUAAAUUUUUACUCGUCACUGGUCCUUCAGGAUGUGCCAAAGCGACAACAGUUCGUUUAAUCGCUAAACAAUGUGGAUUCAUGUGUCUAGAAUGGGUUACGCCAAUGUCGUGCGGAGCUAUUUACGACCAGUGUAGCGACGGUUAUUAUCAAGAAAAUAUACAGGAUAAAUUUCAAGACUUCAUAUGGGGCGCCACUAGGUACAGAAGUUUGAAAUGCAGCGAUUCCAACGGACAGUUUCUGUUGGUUAAAGAUCUCCCGAAUAUAUUUUUAGAUAAACCCGAGGAAUUUAAAGACAUCAUGUCAAGGUUUAAUUCUGCUUCGAAAUUCCCAAUUGUGUUUGUCAUAAAUAAUGAAAAAGUUAUAAGAGAUCUUUUCCCCGGAGAUGUAGUAGAUAGAUUAAAAAUAAGACAAAUCAAGUUUAAUUCCAUUACUAGAAAAUCAGUUUUGUCCGUCCUUGGGCAAAUAGUUAAAGCCGAACAGCAACACAACAAACUUAUAAGAAUACCCAGUUCAUCGGAAUUGAACAAUAUAUAUGACGAAACUAAUGGCGACUUAAGGUCAUCUAUCAUAAAUUUAAGUUUUGUUUGUAUGAAUGUUCAAAACAAAGUCAUCAAGAGUUCUUCCAACUCCAAGGAUGAAAACCUCGAUCUAUUUCAUUCUAUCGGACGUGUCAUAUACCCAAAAAAAGAAACGAUUGAUUCUCCUCUCAAAUUCAAAUUUACCCACAAUCCAGAUUAUAUUGCCGAAAAUUUUGCCAUGCAGCCUACAACAGUUUUAGGUUUUCUACAAGAAAACUAUUUAUCUCGUUUUUCAAGUUUAAGCGACGUUUGCGAAGGAGCGGAUGCAAUAAGCGCUGCUGAUGUCAUCAUGAGUUCAAAUUUCAUGUUUGGUGUAUCGUUAUAUGAAAUAAGUUUGUCAUCACUUUCAGUAGCUGUUAGAGGACUGAUGUUGGCUAAUAAAAAACCCGUCAAGUCUUUUAGAUCGAUUGUGAAACCAAAACAUUUUCAGUACAACAAUCAAGUAGAAAUCUACAAAAAUGUCAGACAAUGGUUUCGAGACGUACACGAAUCACCUAAAGAUAUAUUAUUGGAUAUCGUUCCAUUUGUAAAAGAAUUAGGAACUGAUGAACAAAAAUUAUUUGCUAACGAAAUGUGGAAUUUUAAAAGAAAAAAAUAAGUAAUUAAUAUUACUUAUUUAAAAACUAUACAUAUUUGUUUUUUUUUUUUUCAAUUUUCUUGGUAAUUGUGUUUGUUGUGUACAGCAAUACAUUAAUAUAUAACGUUUGUAAUUUAUUGUGAUUUCUAAUAUGUACUUCUUUAAAAAGUAUUUAAUUGUUAAAAUUAUAAAAAUAUUCGCAAAUACUUAUUAAACUUUUAAUGGA
Adelges cooleyi (spruce gall adelgid) is the source of this 1995-nucleotide messenger RNA. RefSeq names its product cell cycle checkpoint protein RAD17 (gene Rad17). Gene Ontology annotation, biological process: mitotic DNA replication checkpoint signaling; DNA repair; DNA damage checkpoint signaling. The transcript has a single exon. NCBI's taxonomy places the organism in Eukaryota, Metazoa, Arthropoda, Insecta, Hemiptera, Adelgidae. The coding region runs from base 363 to 1790 and encodes 475 amino acids. The record is from RefSeq and is a predicted model, not a curated record. Gene Ontology annotation, molecular function: chromatin binding.